This is a messenger RNA of Maudiozyma barnettii, 1527 nucleotides long. It is a transcript of the gene NFS1, whose product is annotated as cysteine desulfurase. Gene Ontology annotation, molecular function: cysteine desulfurase activity; pyridoxal phosphate binding. The record is from RefSeq and is a predicted model, not a curated record. The coding region runs from base 1 to 1527 and encodes 508 amino acids. Gene Ontology annotation, biological process: [2Fe-2S] cluster assembly. NCBI's taxonomy places the organism in Eukaryota, Fungi, Ascomycota, Saccharomycetes, Saccharomycetales, Saccharomycetaceae. The transcript has a single exon. Gene Ontology annotation, cellular component: cytosol; nucleus; mitochondrion.
AUGUUGAGAUUAGCUUUUGUGAGGAGUAAUAAUAGGCUACCCAGAAUCGCCAGUUCUACUGCUACCUUUUCAAGAAAUGCUUUAGGUUCAAGCUUGCGUACGUCUUUGACAAGACAAUAUGCAGCUUCAGCCGCAGGUGUUGCGAAGACAUUAGGAUCUGAUGAAGGUCUCUCUAUCGAGACACAUACAGACGUUCAGGCUGCUAACAAGGAACAAUCGAAUAUUCGUACAUCCAGCAACUCUAUUAUGAGUACAGAAGAUGGUAUUAGUUCCGGCACUACCGCUUUGAACCAUGCUUAUAGAGAAAAUACAGGAUAUGGUACUAGACCUAUAUAUCUAGAUAUGCAAGCAACGACACCAACAGACCCUCGUGUCCUGGAUACAAUGUUGAAAUAUUACACAGGGUUAUAUGGUAAUCCACAUUCUAACACACAUUCUUAUGGUUGGGAGACUAAUAAAGCUGUUGAGGCUGCAAGGGAAUAUGUUGCAGAUGUAAUUAACGCUAAUUCAAAGGAAAUCAUUUUUACUUCCGGUGCUACAGAAUCUAAUAAUAUGGUUGUUAAAGGUGUUGCUAGAUUUUACAGUAAGACUAAGAAACAUAUCAUUACCACAAAGACCGAACAUAAAUGUGUUAUAGAGGCCGCUAGAGCAAUGAUGAAUGAAGGCUUCGAGGUCACGUUUUUAAAUGUCGAUGCAAAUGGUCUAGUAGAUUUGAAGGUAUUGGAAGAUGCAAUCAGACCUGAUACUUGUUUAGUAUCAGUGAUGGCUGUCAACAAUGAAAUUGGUGUCAUUCAACCCUUGAAGGAAAUUGGUGCUAUUUGUAAGAAACAUAAAGUAUACUUCCAUACCGACGCAGCUCAAGCAUAUGGUAAGAUUCCAAUUGAUGUGAAUGAAAUGAAUAUCGAUCUUCUAUCGAUCUCUAGUCAUAAGAUCUAUGGUCCAAAGGGUAUUGGUGCCUUAUAUGUUAGAAGAAGACCAAGAGUAAGACUAGAACCACUAUUCUCAGGUGGUGGUCAAGAGAGAGGUUUAAGAUCUGGUACAUUAGCACCACCAAAUGUAGCAGGUUUCGGUGAAGCUGCAAGAAUUAUGAAACAAGAAUACGAAAACGAUAAAAAACAUAUUGAAAGAUUAUCAAAGAAAUUAGUCGAUGGUUUAUUGGCUAAUGACCAUACAAACUUAAAUGGUUCUGCAUUACAUCGUUACCCUGGUUGUAUUAAUGUCUCAUUUGCUUAUGUUGAAGGUGAGUCAUUACUAAUGGCUUUAAGAGACAUUGCAUUGUCUUCUGGUUCUGCAUGUACAUCUGCAUCUUUAGAACCAUCUUACGUUUUGCAUGCUUUAGGUAAGGAUGAUGCCAUGGCCCAUUCUUCUAUUAGAUUUGGUAUCGGUAGAUUUUCUACUGAGGAAGAAGUUGAUUACGUUAUCAAGGCCAUCUCUGAGAGAGUAAAGUUUUUAAGAGAAUUGUCUCCACUAUGGGAAAUGGUCCAAGAAGGUAUUGAUCUGGAUUCUAUCGAAUGGUCAGGCCAUUAA